UUCAGCUUCCAAUAACAAACCCCACCAAGCCACAAACACACCCUCUUCUUCUUUCUUUCUCUUUGUCCCUCAAACACAACACAACCAGAGAACAGACACACACAAAGGAACAAACAAAGGAGAUUAGAAACUGAGAUGGAGAGCAGUGACACAUACACCCCUACUUCCUCUGCCCCACUUUCUCACUCCCCCACUUCCUCUUCUUCCUCACCACCACCUCCUCCACCUCCCACUGUUGUCAUGAGCCCUUGUGCUGCAUGCAAGAUUUUGAGGAGAAGAUGUGCUGAGAAAUGUGUUCUCGCACCUUAUUUCCCUCCCACUGAACCUGCCAAGUUUACCAUUGCUCACCGUGUGUUUGGUGCCAGUAACAUCAUCAAGUUCCUACAGGAACUUCCAGAGUCUCAGAGGGCUGAUGCAGUGACCAGCAUGGUUUAUGAGGCAAGUGCAAGAAUAAGAGACCCUGUUUAUGGUUGUGCAGGAGCAAUUUGCCAGCUCCAGAAGCAGGUGAAUGAACUUCAAGCACAAUUGGCAAAGUCACAAGCUGAGCUUGUAACCAUGCAACUUCAGCAAGCAAAUCUUGUGGCUCUAAUUUGCAUGGAAAUGGCACAGAAUCCACAGGAAUCACCACAACAAUCAGUGGACAAUUUCAUUUCAACUCCUCCUCACAGUGGUGGCUAUCAAAGUGGCAUCAACAACUUCUUUGAGGACAACACUAGCCCAAACUCACUAUGGGAGCCCCUUUGGACUUGAAACAGAAUCAUAUCAACUUUAAUUAAAUAUAUAAUUACAUAUAGUAUAGACAUUCACAAAAAUGUUCCAAUGAUUGUCUCCUAAGGAGAAGUUCAAGGAAUCAAUUAGAACUAAUAAAAAUCAAUUCAUGGCUAGGGUUUAUUAGGCUAAUUCAACUCCAUGCAUGAGGAAAAGAAUGUGAUUGCUGGUUUAUCUGGUAUGAAGUUCCUGUAUUCAGUCCUGUGAUCAUAAUCCAAUGUUAGGAGAUUUAUUCACUUGGUGAUCAUAAUCUCCAACUUCUUGUAACACCUAAGUUAAACACCAUCAUCAUACAAAUAGUAGAUGUGUUUUACUCCAUGUAAUCUUUGAAAUUUAAGGGAAAGAAAUUUGUUCUUA
Molecule: messenger RNA, 1125 nt
Organism: Vigna unguiculata (cowpea)
Lineage: Eukaryota; Viridiplantae; Streptophyta; Magnoliopsida; Fabales; Fabaceae
Product: LOB domain-containing protein 1-like
Source: RefSeq, a predicted model, not a curated record